AUGCAGAAACUGCAUCCUCUUUCAAAGUUCCCAGGGCCAUGGUAUGCGUCCUCGUUCUCCGUCUUUGGGGCCAUAGUCUCUGUAUUGCACAAAGAGCCUCAGUUCUUUAUGUACUUGGUAGAGAAAUAUGGAACGGACAGCCCCAUUCGCAUCUCUCCUACGAUGCUGCUCUUCCCCAAGCCUUCCGCCCUCAAGGACAUCUAUCGGGAUCCACAAUGCAACACAAGGGGCGGCAUGUAUGACAGUGGGGCUUUGGGUCCCCCGCAUUUGGUUUCUACGAUAGACGGCGAGAAGCAUCGUGUCUUACGCAAAGCUUUGUCGAAUGCGCCAUGGUCUAUUGGUCCACUGAAGAAUGCAUGGGAACCUCGCUUCGAUGAACAGGUCUUUCUUCUUAUCAAGAAGCUGAAAGAACAUGCGGAAGCUAAACGCACCAUUUGCCUCUCCGACAAGGUUGCGGAAUUUGCGGCAGACAUCCUCAGCAUCAUCUCAUUCACCCAACCCUUUGGUAGUGUCGAGAAUCAGCGCGAUGAGAAGUAUCUAUUGACCAACUGGCGCAAGGGCCUAACAUUCUUCGGCUUCUCGGGAAGGUGUCGAUUCUUCAGAGAAAGGAUUCUGCGACUUCCUGUUGUAGGUUCCUUGCUACUACCAACUACAUCCAAUGAUUAUGGAAUGGGCUGGUUGAUGGGCGAAGCGGACCGUCAGGUUACCAGGCGGGAGCAGCAGAACAAGGAGAAACCAUUUGAUGGGAGGCCAGACUUCCUGCAGCACUGCCUUGAUGCCCGUUACUCAGAUGGCUCUCCACUGACUCCAACGCAAAAGCGUGCUCAUGUCACACUUCUCUAUCAAGCUGGAGCAGACACCACUGGUACGGCGCUAGGAUGUAUCCUUCGACUAAUCUUGACAGACCCUUCUACGCUGGCACGUGUCCGAGCUGAGCUUGAUGCCGCAGAGUCGUCUGGCCUUCUAUCAACACCCAUCCGUUAUGACGAGACCCUCCAGCAUCUCCCGUUUUUUGUUGCAUGCAUCAAAGAAGGUCUUCGCCUCUUUCCACCGGCCCCCAACCUGUUCCCUAGAGUGAUACCAAAAGAGGGUAAAGUCAUUGAUGGACAUUAUGUACCUGGUGGAAUGGAUGUAACCAGCCAUGCAUUUACUGUCCAACGUGACAAAGAAUUCUACGGGCAAGAUGCUGAGGACUUUAAGCCUGAUAUGUGGUUGCAGAGCGAGAAAAGAAACUUUGAGCUGGAGGCGGCUCAGUUUACAUUCGGUAUCGGAGCUAGAAUAUGUCUAGGCAAAGAUGUUGCGAAGUUAGAGAUGUACAAGGUGUUACCAGAGAUCAUUCGUCGAUUCGACAUCCAAGUCAAGAAGCCCGGUAGCUAUGUCGUCGAUGGCGGAGUGGCUUAUAACGUCGACUUUCUGGUUGAGCUGACUCUAUUUAGAGUCGCACACCAACUCCCAUCAUGGGAUGCACGAACAAUCCUCACAAUGCAUCUACUUACACUCAGUACUCUUCUUGCCUUUGGUAGCAUCGCCGUAUGCACGCCUCUCGACCCUCGGCAGCAAACAGCUACAGCGCUUGAUGCUGCCAUCAAGGCGCGAGGCCGUUCAUACAUCGGUACUUCUUUGACAAUCCGCAAUGACAACACUGAGCAAAACAUUAUCCGCAGUGCAGAGUUUGGCUCCAUUACGCCUGAGAAUGCGAUGAAAUGGGAUGCCACAGAACCCAACCGGGGUCAGUUUAACUGGGGAAGUGCAGAUGCUAUCGCGAACUUUGCGACCCAAAAUGGAAAGCAAAUGCGCUGCCAUACGUUGGUUUGGUACAGUCAAUUGCCGGGUUGGGUGAACCAAAUCAACAACAAUGCUACAUUGAUGAGCGUAAUGGAAAACCACAUCAAACAGGUCAUGGGAAGAUACAAGGGAAAGUGCACUCACUGGGACGUCGUCAACGAAGCUCUCAAUGAAGACGGUACAAACAGAGACAACGUCUUCCUCCGUUUAAUUGGGGAGCAGUACCUUCCCAUCGCCUUCCGCAUGGCCGCAGCUGCCGACCCAUCGGCAAAACUCUACUACAACGACUACAACCUCGAAUACGGCACGGCCAAGCACCUCGGCGCCCUCCGAAUCGUCAAACUCGUGCAAUCCUGGGGCGUCAAGAUCGAUGGCGUAGGUCUACAGGGUCACCUGGUUUCUGAGCCGACUGGCACUCAGAGCGAAGUAACACCGAGUGUUGCAGUAUUGACCAAAGUGCUGCAAGAUUAUGCGAACCUAGGUGUCGAUGUUGCGUACACGGAGCUCGACGUACGAUCCCGUACCCCGAGCAAUACGCAGAAAUUGGCGGAUGCGGCAGCAGCUUGGGCGAGAAUUGCCCAGAGUUGCAUCAACGUGCAACGUUGUGUUGGCAUGACCAUAUGG
Molecule: messenger RNA, 2409 nt
Organism: Alternaria burnsii
Lineage: Eukaryota; Fungi; Ascomycota; Dothideomycetes; Pleosporales; Pleosporaceae
Product: pisatin demethylase
Exons: 7
Biological process (GO): carbohydrate metabolic process
Molecular function (GO): monooxygenase activity; hydrolase activity, hydrolyzing O-glycosyl compounds; iron ion binding
Source: RefSeq, a predicted model, not a curated record